GCAGACAAACUCUCAAGUCCGAUCAGAAACGAGAACAAAAGAGAAGAGAUUGAAUUUUGGUGGCACCAUGUUCAAGAGAGACGACUACAUUCUGGCAGGGUUUCGCCCGAUCCAUGCUUCUGCGUAAACCCAUUUCAGAAACUGCAGAAUUACGCAAGACUUUUGCGGACUACUCCUUAAUUUCUCGAGAUUUAGGUCCAAAGAUUCUGAUAGGAGCCAACGAUAAGGACAAUUUCAGAAAAGAGAAAGAUCGUGUAGGUAGUAGAUACAGAGUCCAAGGAGCCUUCCCGGGUCUGUAUGAGCUCGGUCAUGACCAUGGCCGAAAAGAUGAUGUUCUUGUGGCUAAUCUUGGUCAACCUGAAAGCAUUAGAUCUCGGCUCCGUGGCAACCGAACUGAAGAGAAGAAGUAUGAUUCUGCAGAAGAGAGAGAGGUCAGUUCUGAUGCAGCUGAGAAGGAGAUUAAUUCUCUUCCAUCUAUACUUAGACUCAGUCCGUCCAGACCUCAACCGGUUUCAGAGAGACAUGAUGACAUUGUUGAUGAGUCUGACUCUGCUUCUGUUUGUGGAGUCUUACUAGAAGAUGGUACUACUUGCACUACAAUUCCAAUCAAAGGAAGAAAGAGAUGCGCAGAGCAUAAAGGGAAGAAGCUUUCACGUGUUUCCCCCGAAAAUCACAUACCGUGUGAAGUUCCCACCGCAAGAGAAUCCAAAGAAACUGAGGAUACAUGUGGAGUGAUUUUACCUGAUAUGUGGCUCUUUGGUAGAAAACAAGAAGCUGAAGUAGGACCGUUUUCAGCAUGGAAUAUUACUGGCACAUAUAAAGACUACUUAUCAAAAGUGGGUAUCUCAGGAACUUGGAAGUUUCUGAAUUCCGUAAAUAGCUCUUCAAAAUUCCAAGACUUUCAAAAAGAAAUGUGGCUCUUUGGUAGAAAACAAGAAGCUGAAGUAGGACCGUUUUCAGCAUGGAAUAUUACUGGCACAUAUAAAGACUACUUAUCAAAAGUGGGUAUCUCAGGAACUUGGAAGUUUCUGAAUUCCGUAAAUAGCUCUUCAAAAUUCCAAGACUUUCAAAAAGAAAUGCUUGGAAUUAUCUCCUCUCAAGUCUUUCAAGAAUCUGCAAGAGACAGAUUACUGAAACGGAAACUUUUCCAAUACGGUUUACUUUUCAGCUACUCUGAUCUUCGAUUCUCUUGUACUUCAGCUCCAGUACUAAAUGAGAUGGAGAAGCACUGUAAUAUCGAAAUAGCAGCUCAAGUAUCCCGUGUGGCUUCUAGUGAAAAUAAUGGAGACAAAAAUUAUUAUCGCAUGGAAGGAUUGAUGGAGAGUCCUGGGGGAAUUUCUACCUCAAGACAAUUGCAGGCGAGUGAAGAGCCUGUAUCAUCACCUUUGUCAUCUCCAGCUCUGUUGGGUAGUGGAAAAGAAGAUGAGCAGAAGAUUAUCCCAAAGCGUCAGAAAGUUCAGGCUGUCCUCAAGUCCAUGAAGCAGAGUCCUAGGAAGGUCAACCUGGUUGCAGCACUAGUCCGUGGCAUGCGUGUCAAACGGGCUUCACAAACCGUGUACCGGGUUAUCCACGCUGCCCUGGGAAAUGCUACUCAUAAUCAUGGACUAGAUCCUGACCGUCUCCUUGUUGUCUCAAGCUACACCGCGGUGGCUAAAGCGAUCAUGGUUCUCUUCUCGCCUCGAAAUAUCAUUCGUUGGGAACUGGAACAGAUUUACGAGACAGCUAAAAAGGAGAUGGCCUCCUUGGAACGUAAGUGGGAAGAGCAGAUCGAGACAACUAAAAAGGAGAUAGCUUCCUUGGAACGUAAGUGGGAAGAGCAGAUCAAGACAUGUGAAAAGGUGGACGAGCUGAUCGAGACAUGUAGAUUGAUCUUGGAACAGCAGAAGAAGAAAUACAUAUUGAUCUCUUACGCUUUAACCGAGAUUAAAUCCAUGGCUUCACGAACGGGGUUGGAUCCUCAGGAAAUUAAAGAAAUGUGCAGAAAUCUUGAAAGCAAACAAGAUAAGAAAUCAUUGAAUCUGUCCCCAGAUGACAAUAUGCAUGUGGAGGGGUUUGCACUAAGUGUCUUUGCAAAGGCAGACAAGCAGGAUCGUGCAGGAAGAGCUGACUUGGGCACUGCCAAAACUUUUUAUGCUGCGGCAAUCUUCUUUGAAACUCUGAGCCAGUUUGGCCCUGUACCUCCUGAUAUAGAGCAGAAACAGAAGUACGCUGCUUGGAAGGCUGCUGACAUAAGGAAAGCCAUUAAAGAAGGAAGGAAGCCCACUCCAGGUGAUCCUGUUGAUGAUGAUAAUGAUUUACCCAUCCCAUCAAGCGGUCCUAGUGGCUCCUAUGAUCACGGUGCAAAUGUCCCGCCUCCACCACCGUCUUCUUACCCUUCCAACGAUCUCCUUCCCCCUCCCACGGGACCAUCAGACUCCCCUUACCAGCAUCCUUACAGUCAUCAACCAUACCACCAAGACCCGUCACAACACAUGCCGCCACCACAAAACUACUCAGCCCAUGAGCCUUCUCCAAAUUCUCUCCCCAAUUUCCAAUCUUAUCCUAGCUUCAGUGAGAGCAGCCUCCCAUCCACUCCUCCCCACUACCCUUCUCACUACCAAAACCCAGAACCUUACUAUUCUUCUCCGCAUUCCGCACCUGCUCCUUCUUCCGCAAGCUUCUCCUCUGCUCCUCCUCCUCCACCUUACUCAUCAAACGGGCGUAUCAAUAUUGCUCCUGUGCUAGAUCCUGCACCGAGUCCAGCUCAGAAGUACCAUUACGACAGCAGCUACCAGCCAGGGCCUGAGAAGGUUGCAGAGGCACACAAGGCUGCUAGAUUCGCUGUGGGAGCUUUGGCUUUUGAUGAAGUCUCGACUGCUGUAGAACAUCUCAAGAAGUCACUUGAGUUGCUAACAAAUCCAUCGGCCGGUGCCGGUCACUGAAUUUUAUAUUUAAUCUGUGAAACUUGGGGUUGAUGUUAGUGCGUGUGUGUGCUCACAAUCACAUCGUGGGUUUGUUUAUUAACUUUUCAGGCUCAGACUUCGUGUACAAAGAAAAAUGGUGUGAAUUA
Arabidopsis arenosa is the source of this 3049-nucleotide messenger RNA. NCBI's taxonomy places the organism in Eukaryota, Viridiplantae, Streptophyta, Magnoliopsida, Brassicales, Brassicaceae. The record is from the annotation of a GenBank genome assembly.